Molecule: messenger RNA, 438 nt
Organism: Chironomus riparius
Lineage: Eukaryota; Metazoa; Arthropoda; Insecta; Diptera; Chironomidae
Source: the annotation of a GenBank genome assembly
AUGAGUACUGAGGAAUUUAGUAAAAAGAGGACAUGUAAUAAAAGAAUAGCUGAAACAGAUGUUGCAGCUCUAAGAGAUGAUUUUGAUACAGUUAAAACAUUGCGUAUUAUAGCUGACGAAGCAAUAUUUGAUAAUUCAAAGCCUAAUGACGUGAACAACAUAAAAUUUAUAGAUGAUGCAAUAAAAACGUUGGAAGAUCUUCAAAGAAAUUUGAAUGCAGAUUGUAAUGGUCUUGAAAGUCCUGAAACAAGUGAUUGUGAGUUAGAUGAUGAUAACAAUGGAUUUAACCAACACAUGAUUGAGGGUGCACAUUUUUUAGGAUACACAGCUUGUAUUCAAGAAACUCUCCGAUUUCUUGAUGACUGUGGAAUACCGGAAAGUGAUCCUUUAUAUGAACAGCUUAAAAAUCAUUUUAUUGAGUCAUCAGAUCGCACAUAA